Molecule: messenger RNA, 2894 nt
Organism: Cuculus canorus (common cuckoo)
Lineage: Eukaryota; Metazoa; Chordata; Aves; Cuculiformes; Cuculidae
Gene: SLC38A12
Product: transmembrane protein 104
Exons: 10
Coding region: 202-1698 (498 amino acids)
Source: RefSeq, a predicted model, not a curated record
CCCGCCCCGCGGCAAUCACGUGCGCGGAAGGCGCCCCAAGGCAGGAGGCGGGGCGGCCGGCCCGGGGCCGCCGGCGACGGGACCGGUCCCGGGGCGGGGUCUGCGAGCGUCCCCCGGCAGGGGUUAAAGGCACCAGAAGUUCAAACACCCUCCUGAAAACGCCCUCCUCGCUGUGCUCCGAGCCUCCCAGCCGUUGUCACCAUGGCUGGCGGCAUCACGGACACGGGAGAGCUCUACUCUCCCUACGUUGGUCUGGUUUACAUGUUCAACCUCAUCGUUGGAACGGGAGCCCUGACCAUGCCGAAGGCCUUUGCGAUGGCGGGGUGGCUCCUCAGCCUCGUGCUCCUCAUGUUCCUGGGAUUUAUGAGCUACAUGACUACGACCUUUGUGGUGGAAGCCAUGGCUGCUGCGAAUGCCCAGCUGCGAUGGAAGAGAAUGGAAAAACGCAAGGAGGAUGAUGAGGAUGAGGAUUCUUCCUCUGGAGUAUCUGACACUGACGUUCUCCUCCAGGAUGGCUACGAGCGAGCAGAGACACGGCCUAUCCUGUCAGUUCAGAGACGUGGCUCACCCAAUAUCUUUGAAAUCACCGAGAGGGUGGAAAUGGGGCAGAUGGCUUCCAUGUUCUUCAAUAAAGUGGGUGUCAACCUCUUCUAUUUCUGCAUCAUUAUCUACCUCUAUGGAGACCUGGCGAUCUACGCAGCAGCCGUGCCAGUCUCUCUCAUGCAAGUGACCUGCAGCGCCACUGGCAACCAUUCUUGCAAUGUUGGAGAUGGCACCAAGUACAACGAUACAGACAAGUGCUGGGGGCCGAUUCGACGGAUCGAUGCCUACAGGCUCUAUCUGGCAGCCUUCACUCUCCUCCUGGGUCCUUUCACCUUCUUCAAUGUGCAGAAGACCAAGUAUCUCCAAAUCAUGACGUCCCUCAUGAGGUGGAUAGCUUUCAUCCUCAUGAUUAUUCUGGCCCUCAUCCGCAUCAGCAAAGGCCAAGCUGAAGGUCACCCGUCCAUGGCCCAGCUGUCGGGCAUCCGCAAUCUCUUUGGGGUGUGCGUCUACUCCUUCAUGUGCCAGCACUCCCUGCCAUCCCUCAUCACACCCAUCUCCAAGAAGAAGCACGUCAACAAGCUCGUGCUGCUCGACUACAUCCUGAUCCUGGCUUUCUACAGCCUCCUGUCCUUCACUGCCAUUUACUGCUUCCGCAAUGACACCCUCAUGGACAUGUACACUCUCAACUUCACCAACUGCGACAUCAUCAACGUUGCCUUCAUUCGCUACUUCCUGGGCCUCUUCCCCGUCUUCACCAUCAGUACCAACUUCCCCAUCAUCGCGGUGACCCUGCGCAACAACUGGAAAACCCUUUUCCACAGGGAAGGGGGCACCUACCCAUGGCUGGUGGAUAGGAUUGUCUUUCCUGCCAUCACGCUCAUCCCCCCGGUGCUGGUGGCUUUCUGCACCCACGACCUGGAGUCCUUGGUGGGGAUCACAGGAGCAUAUGCUGGGAAUGGGAUUCAGUACCUUAUCCCGGCUUUCCUGGCGUACUGCAGCCGCAAGGACACACAGCUGGUGUUUGGCAGCGGGACGGUUAACAAGCAUCUCUCCCCAUUCCGGCACACCUUCUGGAUUGUGUUUGUGCUCAUAUGGGGCUUUUCCUGCUUUGUGUUCGUCACUGCAAACAUCGUCCUGAGCGAGCCCAAGCUCUGACGGGGGCAGUGGCUCCCUCCGCAGCUCCGGAGACUUUGGCAUUUCAGCUCCCCCUGGGAUUGUGAAGGGGGGAAAGGCAGCAUGAAGGGAAGUUUCCAGGCCAUCGGUGUGGUGGCACGUGUUGGACCUGGAAACAGAGUCUCUCCGCUCCAUUUUGAGUGUGGUUGGAGUGGACUCAGCCUUGUUACAGCCCAGGUUCUCAGCCUCUUUGCACAUGCCGAGGGGCUGAGCCUGCGCCAUCAACCAGAGUGCAGCCAUUUCUGCCUUCGGUUCUGUUGGAGCGUCCCUUUCUCCGUCCCCACAGCAGCUCUGUGUGUGCUGCGGGGCUCGGCACGCGGGAGAGCUGGCAGCCUUGGCUGCUCGCUGCUCUGAUCGCUUCAGUGUCCCUGCUCCCAAAGACAGGGGCGUGCGCUGCGGAAUCCAGCAGGAGUUUGGGGGAACUGAGUCUCUGCCGAGACCCCUCCCAGCCAACCUCCUGUGCCAGCUGAGGGCAGGAAUUAGGGUGGGAAUGGCCCUAAUUCCGACAGAAAUAAUGUUGUGGUCUGUUACAGUUUCUUUUCCUAGAGGCAUUAACCUGUUCUGUGUGCCGUGCGUUGCCCGAGAUCUGGGAUCUUUGGCUUAGAGCUGGAUUUUUCCAGCCCAGGAGUUUCACACUUCUCCGUUCUCCCUAGCAGUGGCAGCCCCGGUUGGACGGAGCAAUGCCCUGACACGUGCUGGGAUACAGCACUUCCCUGGCAAGGAGAAGGCAGCUGUGCUUCCCCCGGCUCCGACGUGCGGCUGGCAGAGCCCUUUUCCCGUUUGCCCGGGGCUGGGGAAGCUGCCCAGAGCCUGGCUCCAGCGGUCAGGAUGCGUGUGGGCUGCGGAGGCUCUCAUUAACCAGUCUGGACACGCGUGAGGCUUGCGAGAGCACCGGCUGUGCACACUGAUGCGUUUCCAGCCUCCUGCGCUGGGUAAUUGGCCUUGAAACAAGGUGGGUGUGAACUCCAGGGAAUGGGCUGGUGCCAGGAGGGAGCAGCAGUGCCCUGGCUCCCAGAGACAGAGCUCCUGGUGCUGCGCGAGAGCAAAACCCAGCUGGAACUGUGCCUGCAUCCCCCUCUCUUCUCUUUCUGCACGGCGUCACGGUUGGCUUUGGGCUGGUUUUGCUCUGCUAGCUGAGAGCUGGGCUGCCUCUUGCCUUCGGCAGCCGGUGCUCCAGG